AUGUCUGCCGAAAUCGAGAACCGUCCGCACUCGCCCGAUGUGGCUCCGUCGCAAGCCAUUGGUGCAAAGCCCCAACCCGCUCGAACCCUCUCGGCGGCUUCCACCAUAUCCCAAAGCUCCAGCAACGAUGCCACUUCACGGGACUCGCUGGGCAGCGAGCUGUCGUCUUCCAGGACCCGGCGUCGAGGCUACAUGCGUCCCCAGGGCACCGACUUUGCUGCCAGUGCCAAGUCCCGCGAGAGCGUCAUGAGCUUGGGCAGCAUCGCACAUCUUCAAUAUUACUUUGCCCGGACAGGCCUUCUCGAUGGCAAGGGCGGACAACUGGCUCGUAAGAAGCAGCCGCGAGCGACGUUGGACCUGGCAGCCCUGGAGGGGACAGGGUUCAUCACGGAUAAUGCCGUCGAAUCCCCCACGGGCAUGGACGAUAUGGAUGACUUCUACGACGGCUUCCUCGAGGAGGACCCGGACAUGCUCCCACCCACAGCGAGCACCUACAACCACCGAGAAAAGGUCAUUCCCAAGCCCCCCACGGUAGCGGAGCUGAAGACGGAGCUGGAGAACUCAUUGCAGGACGCCCUCAAGGUCCUCAAGGAAGCCAAACAGCGGAAGGAGGGAUCAUACAAGGCACCCAGCGAUGCGCCUCGGUACACCAACAUGCCCGACGAAAACACCCAAAGCUGGUAUGAGCUGCAGGGCAUGAACAUCCUCGACUUUGUGACGCUGGCUAUCCGUGCUGCCAAGAACUAUUACACGGCCCACGAGCUGCCUGACCGGCUGGACGCCAUCAAAUCGGAGAAGCAGAUCCGGACAGAUCUUUUGAGCGUCAUGGAAGUGCUGAAGCAGAUGGCUACGAGGAAUUUCAAGGGUGGCAUGCGAGAUGAGGAAAUCUCCACCAUGACGACCUGGAUCGAAAGCGUCUUCGACAUCCUCAAGAAGGAGGCCGAAAUCGAGGCAUCAGAGCAGGCCGAGCGCCAGAGCUGGGCCUGGAUGAAGGGCGACUGGAAAGGCAAAGAGUUGGAACGCGAGCGACAGUUCCUCAUGUCCAUGGACCUCGACGACGAGCCGCUGCCCGAGUGGACGCCAGCAUCCAAGGACGCCGAGUUGCCGACACCCUUCUUGGAGGCCAUGCAAAACGGCCUACGACUCGUGAGGCUGCACAACGCUGCAGUCAAGAAAUCCAGGAGGCGAUUCGGAGCGAUCCCGACCUUCCACGUCAACACACAGAAGCCGUACCGAAGCGCCGACAACCUCCGUUACUGGGCCAAGGCCGCUGAGCUGCGCUUUGAGUGCAUGAUUUCCAUCGACGCCCUGGGCAUCGUCUACAACAACGGCCCCCAAGUCUGGCUAGAUUUUGAAGCGGCCAUCCUCAAGUGGUGUGCCCAUGUGAGGGAAGAAAUCACAAACGAGUUGGUCUAA
Messenger RNA from Trichoderma virens Gv29-8, 1416 nucleotides. RefSeq lists its product as uncharacterized. The record is from RefSeq and is a predicted model, not a curated record. NCBI's taxonomy places the organism in Eukaryota, Fungi, Ascomycota, Sordariomycetes, Hypocreales, Hypocreaceae. The transcript has 3 exons. Bases 1 to 1416 code for a protein of 471 amino acids.